Messenger RNA from Kogia breviceps (pygmy sperm whale), 1000 nucleotides. RefSeq names its product N-ribosyldihydronicotinamide:quinone dehydrogenase 2 (gene NQO2). Gene Ontology annotation, molecular function: NAD(P)H dehydrogenase (quinone) activity. Gene Ontology annotation, cellular component: cytosol. Lineage: Eukaryota; Metazoa; Chordata; Mammalia; Artiodactyla; Physeteridae. The record is from RefSeq and is a predicted model, not a curated record.
CUGGCUGCGGUGAGUGUCGGCGCCCUCCGUGGGGCGGGCUUGGGGACCCUUCCCAGGGCGAGGGUCUCUGCGGGUUCCCACUCCCCGCGUGCCCGAGGUUCCUCUUCUGCAGAUUGUUGGGGUCACUGAGGAGAGUGAGUGCGCCUGGGAGCCCAGGGCCCACCACACCCAGUCCUCUGUGCCCAGAGUUAACCGCAGACCCUCCUCUUGGCAGCAUCCAGAGAGAAAAAUACCCACCUUCCCGGAAUAUGGCAGGUAAGAAAGUGCUCAUCGUCUAUGCGCACCAAGAGCCCAGGUCUUUCAACGGGUCCUUGAAGGACGUGGCGGUGGCUGAACUGAGCCGGCAGGGCUGCACCGUCACCGUUUCUGAUCUCUAUGCCAUGGACUUUGAGCCGAGGGCCACGAGGAAAGAUAUCGCCGGCGCCCUCUCCAGCCCCGAGUUAUUCAGCUACAGCGUGGAAGCGUACGAGGCCUGCAAGAAGAGGUCUCUGACCAGCGACAUAAUGGCGGAACAGAAGAAGGUUCAGGAGGCCGACCUAGUGAUGUUUCAGUUCCCGCUGUACUGGUUCAGCGUGCCAGCCAUCCUGAAGGGCUGGAUGGACAGGGUGCUGUGCCAGGGCUUUGCCUUCGACAUCCCGGGAUUCUACGACGACGGCCUCCUCAAGGGUAAACUGGCCAUCCUGUCCUUAACCACGGGCGGCACGGCCGACAUGUACCAGAAAACUGGAGCCAGCGGAGACUUCCGAUACUUCCUGUGGCCCCUCCAGCACGGCACGCUGCACUUCUGUGGAUUUAAAGUCCUUGCCCCUCACAUCAGUUUUGCUCCUGAAUUUGCAUCAGAAGAAGAAAGAAGGGGGAUGGUGGCCUCCUGGGCGCAGAGGCUGAAGACCAUCUGGAAGGAGGAGCCCAUCCCCUGCUCGCCCCCCUGGUACUUCGGGCAGUGAGCUCGGGGCCACGCUGGGAGGCGCCGGCGCGUGUCAGAAAGGACGGCCCGACGGAG